AUGGCCACUACCUCCUCAAUAGAAGUCUCCGCUCAAACCUCCAGCCCACAAUUAUCAUGGAACAUGCCUAGCAGCAAUAGCAAUAAUGGUCGAUCUAGCACUCUGCAUCUCCAUGAUAACGAUAGCCGCCGUACCAUUCAAUCACCUUCUCCUACCGCAAGGAAUAGCAGGGCAUCUAGUAUAUAUAACGAGCUAUGCGACAAGAUGUCGUUUGCAAGCCAUUCGAAAAAGAUUGCAGCCAAACCCUUUCAUUUAUACACAAAAUACUCUCAAUCAUUACUGCUUGAAAACACCGCAAGCGUCGCACGUGAUCAUUUGGCAAACGAAAGGACAUUCCUAGCGUGGCUCAGGACAUCGAUUUCCUUGAUCACAGUGGGCGUAGCCAUCACACAACUUUAUAACUUGUCAUCAGAAGGUCAAGGCCACACGCAUCAUAAACGACUGGGUCAAAUUCUCGGCGUCAUUUUUGUUGGUUUCAGCUUACUGUUCCUUUAUUUUGGCAAUGCUCGCUAUUUCCAUGCCCAACACGCCAUGUGCAAAGGAUACUUUCCAGCAAGUCGAGGUUCGGUGUUUAUGGCAUCUGCUACGGUCUUGGGCGUACUUUUGGUCAUGUUGGUGAUCAUGGUAAUUGAUCGUGCAAGCUGA
Lichtheimia ornata is the source of this 645-nucleotide messenger RNA. RefSeq lists its product as uncharacterized. The record is from RefSeq and is a predicted model, not a curated record. NCBI's taxonomy places the organism in Eukaryota, Fungi, Mucoromycota, Mucoromycetes, Mucorales, Lichtheimiaceae. The transcript has 3 exons. The coding region runs from base 1 to 645 and encodes 214 amino acids.